This is a messenger RNA of Strongyloides ratti, 1920 nucleotides long. Its product is annotated as Microtubule associated protein, tubulin-binding repeat-containing protein. The record is from RefSeq and is a predicted model, not a curated record. The transcript has 4 exons. Lineage: Eukaryota; Metazoa; Nematoda; Chromadorea; Rhabditida; Strongyloididae. Gene Ontology annotation, molecular function: tubulin binding. Bases 1 to 1920 code for a protein of 639 amino acids.
AUGGAACAACAAAUAGUAAAUGAAGAAAAUAAGAAAGUUUCUGCUGAUAUUUUUCAAGAAAUUUUAGAUAAUCCAUUGAUUAAUCAAGUUUCAAAUACUGUUAUAAAUGCUUUUUCUGAGCAUAUAAAAAAUUCUAAUAAUCAUGAGGAUAAUGAUAAACAACAAGAUUCAGGUGUUGAUGAUAUUGAAGAAGCAUUUAAAAAAGUCAAUGCUACCGAUAAGGAUAAUCUUUCUGAUGUAGAAAAAAUUAAUAAUGAAAAAAAUGAAGAGAUACAAAAGAAAGAGCAUAAUCCAAUAAAUGAUUUUUUUAAUAAUCAAUUUGGAUCUCAAAUUGGUGGAAUUGUUGGAAAUAUUACUACAAAUGUUAUUGAUACUGUUAAGCAUGAACUUAUUGAUGAGUCAUUUGAUCAUGUUCAAGAAAAUAAUAGAAAUAAAACACCUGAACCAACAAAAGAAGAUUUUGUUGUUUCUGAUGACCAUGAAAAACACCCUCAAGAGCCAUCAAGUAUUGAUUUAAAUACUAUAAUAACAAGUGCUCAAAAUAUUUUAGCAACUCAUGGAGACAAAAUUCAUGAUGUUGUUCAAAGUAUUAUUCCUUCUAUUACUAAAGAAGAUCAUCAAAAUGAAGCUCCUCAAGAACCUCAAGUUAAAGUAACAGAUAAAUCAGAGGGAAAUUCUAGUAAUAUUCCUAUUCCAAAAGUUGAUAUUAUUGCUCCAUCACCGUUACCUACUGAGCAUAAUGAAAAUACACCUUUUGAACCUGUUCAAGAUAUUACAGAACCUAUACCAAAUAAUAUUGUUGAUGAAGUUCAAGAGGAAUUUUCUUGUGUAAAAAUUAAAGGAUAUACAUCUGAAAAUAACAAUAUUGAAGAUUUAGUUGAUUUAAGUAAUAAUAUAACAAAUAAACAAAAUGAAGAUAUUGUUAAAAGUAAUGAAGAAAUUAAAGAACCGUUGACUACUGAUAUAAAUGAAGAAAUUUUACUUAAAAAAGGAAGCCUCCCAGAUAACGAAAAUGCUUUAGUUAAUCAUGAAAUUUCUAUACAUUCACAUGAAGAAAUUAAACAUGAUGAACCAUUUAUUGAAAUUAAACAAGAAAUUGAAGAAAAAGUUCAAAUUCCACCUCCAGUUUCAGUUCCCAUACAAGCUGAAAUUAAAAAAUCAACUCCUCAAUCUAAUAAUAAAAAAACUACUACGCCUUCAACAAAACCACGUAUUCCAUCAGGUACUACUACUACAAAAUCUCUUACAAAAACACCUGCUCCUACAAAAACACCUGUUUCUACAAAACCAAUAACUAUACCAAAAACUUCACCAUCAAAAUCUGGGUCUUCACGUGUUACAGGAACUGACCAUUCUUCAGUAAAAUCAACAGUAACAACAUCAAAUGACAAAGUACCAAGUUAUGCCCGACCAACAGGUGCAUCACAAAGAGCAUCAACUAUUGGGACAAAAUCUCCCAGUUCAACACAAUCACCAUCUAAAGUUGGUUCAUCACCUAACUCAUCAAGUAUUCGCCCAUUACCACGUAUCACCAAUAAAUAUAAAGAUGUAAAAAGUAAAGUGUUUUCUACAAUUACAACAACAGUAUCAUCUACAGAAAAACCAGCACCUAAAUCAACCCCAAAAUCUACAGUUAAUGGAAUUAAACCUUUACCAAAAACUAAACUAAAUUGGAAAGCAGAAUCAAAAGUUGGCUCAUUUGCAAAUAUUCAACAUAAGCCUUCCGGUGGACAAGUUAAAUUGAUAAACCAGAAACUUAAUUGGAAUGCUUCCAGUAAAGUUGGUUCUAUUGAUAAUUCUUCAAAAAAUAAGACGUCCAAUAAUAAACCGGUUCCACCAAAUACAAAAGUUGGAAAUGUAAAAGGAGAACUUCCUGGAAAUAUAAACCCAUUAAAUGCUACAGAAGCUCUUGGACAAUAA